AUGGCAGAAUUAGUGGAGCUGAGGCUGUUGCUUCUUUCAAGGAUCCGGCUGAAGUUGCAAUUGGCAGUAAUAGAAACUUUUUCUAAUUGUUUUGUGACUAUGUUUCUUAUGGAUGCUUUAAAUGUUUACUUUCCUUUGUUAGCUGCUGAACCAGUGGCGCUUGUGACUGUAGCACAAAGGCGCGAAUUAACACCAGACAUUGUCAAGGCAGCAUUGUAUGGUCCUGCUGCAGCAAAAAUUCCAGCGCCACAGAUUAAUUUUCCUUCCAUAUCCGCUCCACAGACAGGUGCAGCUAUGCCAGCAUCCUCUUCAAGUCCUGGGUUCAGAGGACCAGGAGCUCCAAAUGCUGGUAUGGGCCAGCAGCAUUUCCCUUCUCAACAAAACCUGUCAAUGAGACCCCCGCAGACCAUGCCUGCUGCUACUGCCCUGCAUCCUCAAGGUAUUGCAGCUCCGGAGUUUUCUAGGGGAGGUAGUACAGGCGGUCAACCUCAAGCUAUGCCCGCUGGUUCUAUUUCUCUUUCACAUCAAUCUAUGCCCACUGCUGCUACUGGUCCUGAUUUCACAAAUCAAAAUAUGUCAAGCAAUUGCUUGCUGGAAAGACUGGUGGAGCUUCAACUGGCCCAGGAGGGUUCACUCCACCCAGAACCAAAGCUUCAAACAGCAGUUUCCUUGCCUUCCCAGCCUACUGCUAAUGAUUCUAAAGCAUUGCCUCAUUUAUGUCAAAACAAGAAUUAUCACACAACCUUUUCUCCUCACAGUGCACCCACCUCAUCAGGGAUUAGACCAGUUUCAAGUGUACCCCAACCAUUAGUUAAGUCCAACUCUCUUGACUCAUUGCAAAGUACAUUGUUUGUGCCUUCUGCUGGUAGUCAAAGUCAAAGGCCAUACCCUUCUUUAAUCCCAGGCCAACAAGCUUCGUCCCAAAGUUCCUCCUCUAUUACACCAUCUGGGAUCUCUGUCGAACUGGGAAUGCUGCUUCGAGCAGUUCCCAACCUCCAUGAGGUUUUGAAGCAGGUUUGGGACUUAUCUGAUCAGGAUAGUGAUAGUAUGCUUUCUUUGAGAGAGUUCUGCUUUGCUCUCUAUUUGAUGGAGCGGUAUAGGGAAGGCUGUCCUCUUCCAUCUGCACUCCCUAGAAAUGUUAUGUUUGAUGAGACACUCUUGUCCAUGACAGGCCAACCCAACGUUUCGGACAGCAGCCUGGAACGGGGGCCCAGCCAGGAAUGGGUGCCCAGCCAGGGAUGGGUGCCCAGCCAGGGGUGCCCAGCCAGGAAGCGAAUGGGUGCCCAGCCAGGGAUGGGUGCCCAGCCAGGAAUGGGUGCUCAGCCAGGGAUGGGUGCCCAGCCUGGGAUGAGUGCUCAGCCAGGGAUAGGUGCACAGCCGAUUACUCACUCAGCUGGUUUAAAGCCUCCAAUUCUUCCCAAUGCUUCUGCUGAUACUACUACAAUGUCCAACCAACAAAAGCCAAGAGCACCUGUUUUGGAUGACUCCUUUGGAACUCAAGCUAGUGGAACUGAAAAAGUGAUUUUGGAUUCCAGAGAGAAGCUUGAGUUCUACCGUGAGAAAAUGCAGGAACUUGUCAUGUAUAAAAGCAGAUGUGAUAAUAGACUAAACGAAAUCACGGAAAGGGCAAUUGCAGAUAAGCGUGAGGCUGAAAUGUUGGCAAAGAAAUAUGAAGAGAGAUACAAACAAGUUGCAGAAAUAGCUUCGAAAUUAACAAUUGAAGAGGCAAAAUUUCGUGAGGUUCAGGAGAGGAAGACAGAAUUGCAUCAGGCUAUUGUUAACAUGGAACAAGGGGGAAGUGCAGAUGGUAUUCUUCAGGUCCGUGCUGACCGCAUACAAUCGGAUCUUGAGGAGCUAAUGAAAGCCCUGACCGAACGAAGCAAGAAACAUGGAUAUGAUGUCAAGUCAGCUGCAGUAAUUGAGCUUCCCAUAGGUUGGCAACCUGGAGUACCAGAGGGAGCAGCACUCUGGGACGAAGAGUGGGACAAGUUUGAAGAUGAAGGAUUUGGAAAUGAGCUCACCGUGGAUGUGAAAAAUGUGUCCGACUCUCAGAGAGGAAAAGCAUCCCCAAAUGGUAGCUUGACCCCUGAUUCCUCCUAUCUGAAUGGAAAAACUGGGAAUCUCUUCAGUGCUGAACGUGCCUUUGAGAGCGAGUCUGCAUAUGCACACAGUGAAGAUGAAUCCGCCGGAAGUCCUCAUGGUAGUCCUGCGGAAAGAACCUCUCUAGAAAGUCCAUCUCGACAAUUUUCUGAUGACCAUUUUGGAAAGAGUACUGAAGCAGAUUCAGAAAGACAUCGAAGUUUUGAUGAAUCGGGAUGGGGGACCUUCGAUAAUGAUGAUACGGACUCUGUGUGGGGAUUUAAUUCUGUUAACACCAAGGACUUGGACUCGGAACACAGAGACUUUUUCGGAUCAAGUGAUUUUGGUGUACACACAAGAACGGAAUCCCUUCCUGCGGAUAGCUUUUAUGAUAAGAAGAGUCCAUUUACAUUUGAAGACUCGGUUCCCAGCACUCCGGCCUCCAAAUUUGGGAACUCUCCAUCAAGGUUCAGUGAGACAUCAAGGGAUUUUGACAGUUUCUCGAGGUUUGAUUCCUUCAGCAUGAAUGAUGGUGGAUUUUCAGCGCAACCUGAUAGGCUCACGAGGUUCGACUCCAUAGACAGUAGCAAAGACUUUGGCAGCGGAUUUUCACGGCAACCCGAGACAAUCACUAGGUUCGAUUCCAUAAAUAGCAGCAAAGACUUCAGCCAUGGAUUCUCAUUCGAUGACUCCGACCCGUUUGGCUCCAGUGGCCCAUUUAAAGUGUCAUCGGACCAACAUAGUCCGAAGAAAGAUUCCGAUAAUUGGCGCGCUUUCUAG
Hibiscus syriacus is the source of this 2859-nucleotide messenger RNA. RefSeq lists its product as uncharacterized. The transcript is spliced from 15 exons. NCBI's taxonomy places the organism in Eukaryota, Viridiplantae, Streptophyta, Magnoliopsida, Malvales, Malvaceae. Gene Ontology annotation, biological process: endosomal transport; endocytosis. Gene Ontology annotation, molecular function: calcium ion binding; protein binding. Gene Ontology annotation, cellular component: cytoplasm; nucleus; plasma membrane. Bases 1 to 2859 code for a protein of 952 amino acids. The record is from RefSeq and is a predicted model, not a curated record.